GUCCUUCUCAUGCUGAGAGAUACUCUUCAGACUGCCUUUAACUCAGUUGGGAUCUGUCGUCUAUACCCUCACCGUCCUUCAUUUGAGCCCAAUAGAUUCAUACCGUCUUUAUUACUUGCCAAUUCAUGUCCAAUAAUUGUCCAAGGAACUGAUUCUCCAUCGAAGAUCUUUCUGCCACCCUACCCAUUUCCAAAUAUGACCAUUUAUCACCUCAUGACGUGGAUGAGCUCGCGCAGUCACCAGAAAUUGGAGAAUGAGGUCUAUGAUGUCCUCCAAGCUGACAAUUUUGAUAUUAAGCAUCUUGAGGGAUUUUUGGUGAAGAAGAACUUGAAAGAAUUGGAUAAAGAUAAGGGCGAGGAGAAAGUCACCUUCCCAGAUGACUGGAUCAAGACCGAUGUCACCAUCGACAUCCCUAUGAGAUUGAGGGAGGAAAGACCGAAGGUGUAUAGUAUUUCCAGAUUCCAUUAUUGCCCUCUUGUUGAAGUGAUCUGCGUGGCAUUUGCAGACAUCCAAGCAGGCGCAUUCUAUCUACUACCUUUUAAGCGACUAUGGAAGGAUCCAAUGGACGAUCACCAGGAGCGAAUAUUCAAUUAG
Messenger RNA from Suillus bovinus, 594 nucleotides. RefSeq lists its product as uncharacterized. Lineage: Eukaryota; Fungi; Basidiomycota; Agaricomycetes; Boletales; Suillaceae. The annotation marks the transcript as partial. The record is from RefSeq and is a predicted model, not a curated record. The transcript is spliced from 2 exons.